CCGUCUCCCAAUCGGGAAACGGGGUCAUGUUUGAGGCCCGGCUCCGGGACCGUGGUGAAGGGCGGUUGAAAAGUGCUGCUUCGCAGAAGAUGGCCCUGCUGAUGGCCGCGUCCAGCCGGUAGCUAAGGAGGCUGAUUUUUACUCCUUCCGGCUAUGUCCAGUCGAGCAGUCUGGGAACGCGUCCGAGCGAGGGUGCAACGCUUCCCUGAGCUGUUGGCGAGUUGUGGGGAGCAGGCCUCAGUUUAUGGCAAAUGUAUGGCUUCCAAUACUACUGAACAUGGAAACUUGAAAAAGGAUGUAUGUGCCAAGGAAUUUGCAAUGCUGAUGGAUUGCUUCACAGAGGCUGCAAAAAGGAAUGUAAAGACUUGAAAUGGAUACUGAUGGCAAAUCUGGGAUUUAUACUUGUUUUCAGCACGAAGAAUAAAGAAAAUUUCCAUCUGUUGUGUACUGAGAUUCAAAAAUGGAAUAUUUCCCAAUGUGCCAAGAACUAAUGGCUUUUCAAUUUAUGCAUGUGUGUACUAUAAGCACAUUCUGGAAAACUUUUUUUUUUAAAAUGUAAGACUCAGUGUGGGGGGAGGUUUAAUUUAAACAUGGGAUGAGCAGUGUAAUUUCUCGGAGUGGCAAGAGGCAAAGCUCAAGACCAAGAAGUAUAAAGCCAGAAAGUACAUAAAUACCAUUUAAUUCAGAUUUUUGUAAUGUUAGAAUUUCUAUUAGCAAAUAUGUCAGGUUCCCUUUGGUAAAAUAUGACAUUAAUAUACCAGUGGCCUUCUCCUAUCAGUGGAGUGUCUGUUAAAUUAGGUACUUGUACCAAUUUGGCCCUGAGGAUUUACUAAUUCCCUUCUUAUUUACAGGAAUAAAAUAAGAUACUCUGUAGAUCUUGCUUAAGCUACUUUAUAUUGCUAAUUCCAGCUCCUGAAAAACUGGGGCAAAGAAAGCCCAGAGUGGCCAACUCCCUAACAGUCAUUGGUCAUUUACCCAAAAAUAUCCAGUUAUGGUAUAUAGAAAAAUCCUGAUAUUUGCAACUCUGAAUAUUUGAUUUCCCUUCUGAAUAUGAAUUUCCUCACUAAUGCUUUCGGGGGGAGGAAUCUAAUCAGUGAAAUUGCCUAAGGACCAAAAUGUGUUUGUGUAUAUGUGCCAAGGUUCCACAGAACGGCUCAAAAUCUGACUAGUAACAAUAUGAAGAUUGGGGCAGAGCUGUACUUGGUUGGCUAGGAAUGCUAAGCUUCCACGUUAAUGCUCCUAAAACGCCUUGGGGAUUUGUCAAACUCUGUUCAGCUCUAGAGUCAAAUAUCAAUUAGGUAGGUUUCUAGAAUGCAACUUUGGUCACAAAACACAAACGUUUAUCUUUGUAUUAAUGCAUGUUUGUGAAAAUAUUAAAUGGAAGCAGUUUGGUCUAAUGCAGUGGUUCUCAACAUUUGUGUGACGGCAACCCCCGUCACACAAACGUUCUGCGCAUGCGCGGUGGCGCCCCCACGCGUGGCACGCAUGUGCGGCAGCGCCCCAUGUGCGGUGCGCAUGCAUGGCGGCGGCCGCAUGUGCAGCGGAGGGGAGAAAAUGGCGGAUCGCCUUCUUUGGCGACCCCCGAAAAAUGGUCGAUCGACCCCAAAUGGGGUUGCGACCCAUAGGUUGAGAACCACUGGUCUAAUGAUUAAGGCCCCAGGCUGGAAAGCAGGAAACCGUGAAUUCUAGUCCCGUCUAAGCAUGAAAGCCAGCUGGCUGAUCUUGGGCCAGUCACUCUCAGCCCAUAUUGUCAAGCUCAGGCAACAAGCUGGUUCAUUGGUCAAUUCCUGUCGCAACCAAUGGACCAACAUUAGUUGAUCUGGGGGGAAAAUGGGAGGGGAGAAGGAACACUGCCUUUGUGAGAAAAAUGCUAGGAAAGAAAAAAAAAGUUUAUGAAAGUAUUAAAUAUCAUAUAUCAGUAUUUUUUACAAAUCUGUCAGUUUAUUAUGACCAUGUCUCUGAAAAUAAUUGGAUUGUACUCUAGCUGGGAACAAGCCCAGUAUGUAUGUCAUCAGGGUGAUUAAUAAGAUUACUUGAAGCUCUGUAA
Messenger RNA from Crotalus tigris (Tiger rattlesnake), 2047 nucleotides. It is a transcript of the gene NDUFAF8, whose product is annotated as NADH:ubiquinone oxidoreductase complex assembly factor 8. The transcript is spliced from 3 exons. The coding region runs from base 154 to 369 and encodes 71 amino acids. Gene Ontology annotation, cellular component: mitochondrion. Gene Ontology annotation, biological process: mitochondrial respiratory chain complex I assembly. The record is from RefSeq and is a predicted model, not a curated record. NCBI's taxonomy places the organism in Eukaryota, Metazoa, Chordata, Lepidosauria, Squamata, Viperidae.